AUGCGGGAGGGGACCCGGGGCGGGGGCAGCUCCUGGCCGGGAUUCACCGCCGCGCUCCCUCCCGGCCCCGCGGGCGCUUCCUUCCCCCGCCGGGGCCGCUAUAAAGGGCGCGGCCGGGAGCGGAGCUCCGUGCUCAGCUCGGGCCGCCGCCGGCCGCCCCCUCCGCGGGCCAUGCGGCCGCUGCUGCCGCUGCUGCUGCUGCUCGGGCCGCUGGCGCUGGCGCAGCCCCGGGAGCCGCUCCCCGCGGGCGCGCAGUGCCUGGAGCACGAGUGUUUCGCCGUGUUCUGGGAGUCCCGGCCUUUCUCCGGCGCCAGCGAGGGCUGCCAGCGGGCCGGGGGGCACCUCAUGACCGUGCGCUCCACCGUGGCCGAGGAGGCGAUCGUGCUGCUGCUGCAGAACCGCCCGGGCCGGCUCUGGCUCGGGCUGUCGCUGUCGCCCACCUUGUCCUGCACCGAGCCCGGCUGGCAGCUCCGCGGCUUCCGCUGGGUCACGGGCGACAGCAGCACCGAUUACACCAACUGGGCUCCGUCGGGGAAGCGCUGCGGCGAGCGCUGCGUGACCGUGUCCCGGGAGCUGAGCUGGGAGGAGCGGCACUGCGAGGAGCCGGCCGACGGCUUCCUCUGCCAGUACAGCUACGGCGGCAGCUGUCCCCGCCUGGCCGCCCCGCACGGCGCGACCGUCAACUACCGCACCCCGUUCGGCGCCCGCGGAACCGAGUUCCUGGCGCUGCCUCCGCUCAGCCUGGCCUUCGUCCCCGAGCUCGGGCUAGAGCUGCGCUGCGAGGACGGCGAGGGCGCGGGCCCGCGCUGGGCCCGGGAGGCUCCGGGAGCGUGGCCGUGCCGGCUGGCGGGCGGGGGCUGCGCGGGGACGUGCGCGGAGGAGCGCGGGGAAGCGCGCUGCUCCUGCCCCGAGGGCGCGCUGCUGGCCGCGGACGGGCGCGGCUGCCGCUCGCCCUGCGAGGGGGCGCAGUGCCAGCACCACUGCGUGGUGGCCGGGGACUCCUUCGUGUGCAUGUGCGCCGUCGGCUACCGGCUGGCGGCCGACGGCAUCAGCUGCGAGGACAUCGACGACUGCGCCGCCGAGCCCGGCCCCUGCGAGCAGGAGUGCGUGAACACCCAGGGCGGCUUCGAGUGCCGCUGCCACCGCGGAUGGAGGAUGGAGGACGGGCGCUGCCAGCGGCUGCCCGCCUGCUGGGAGGCUCCGUGCGAGCACUUCUGCGAGGAGCUGCCGCACGGCUACCGCUGCUCCUGCCAGCCCGGCUACGCCGUGGACCCGCUGAACGCCACCCGCUGCGUCCUGUUCUGCAACACCACCGAGUGCCCGCCCGUGUGCGACGCCACCGGCUGCUAUUGUCCCGAGGGGUUCCUGCUGGACGGCGAAAUCUCUCUGUGCACGGACGUGGACGAGUGCAAUGGCAACCACUGCCAGUUCAACUGCACCAACACCCCCGGCAGCUUCCAGUGCCGCUGUCCCAGCGGCUUCCACCUCCGCGGCAUCGACUGCGUCCCCGUCCUGGGCGGGGGGGACGGCGAGGAAGAGUUCUCGGGGGACUUGGAGCCCGGCUCGCCCACGGCCGUGCCCAGCCGGGCCCCGCCGAAAGCGGAGGGGCUGCACCCCGGGGCGCUGGUGGGCAUCGCCGCCGGAGCCCUCCUGAGCCUCCUGGCCCUGCUGGCUGCCGGGUUCCACCUGGCCAGGAAGCGCUGCGGCUCCCGGGGCUCGGGGGAUUACAAGUACAGCGGCCCCCAGGAGAAGGAGCUGGGGCUGCAGCCCGUCCCCGCCGCGCAGAAGCCGUAGGGACAGCGGGCAGGACGGACAGCGGGAGGCCGAACUGCGGGACCUUUACCCUCCCCUCCUUCCCCCACUCCGCCCCUCCCGGCUGGAAUUUUCUGGUGGGUAAUUCGGGAGGAGCUGCCAUCACCCCGCUCCCAGAAAUAACUGCUCUCGUCCCAGCCGCCUCUUGGAACUCUGGCGCCGGAGAGCUGGGACGGAGGAACACCCGGAGGCUGCCGCGCUCCCGCUCCGCUCCCGCUUCCUUGGCGCUCAGCUCUCCCUUCCCCGAGCCGGCGCUCGGGAAAACCGCGAGAGAAAACCCAGCAGGGACGGCUCCGCGUGGAAGCGACUCUGAACCCGUGGGAUGAGAGCGCGGGGUGGCCGAGGCGGGGACUUCAGAAGGACACCUCGACCCAAAUCCCCCUCCCCUGGGCUGGACGAGUUUUCCCGGGAGCUGGGAGGCUCCCGCUUUUCUUUGGGAUGGGGUUUGUUUGUUCUAAGCUGUUGUGGGAAGCACCUGUUGUCGCCUCGGGCCGCUGCUGACAGCGGGGACCCGGCUCGGUGUCACCAGGGUGGGACUCGAAUUCCCGAUUCCCGAUUCCUGGCGUUUUUUGCCGGAUGUGGAGGUUAAACAGGGACACGAGGGCUGCCGGGGUGGGUUUUGUAGGGAAGGUUUGCGGUGCCACGUCCGGCUCCUUCCAUGACUUAAGUUGCCUUCAAUUGUUGGAUUCGGGAUAUUUUCAAGGCCCCUCCCGCCCUCAGGGAUUCCCCCCGUUCCCUCCCUCAGGGCUGACUCUAUCCCAAAGCAAAACAUUCCCGCGGGGCGGGAUCCUCAUUCCCAGCCGCGGGCUGGGCUGGGGGGUGGAAUUCGGGAUAAGGAUCUGGUUUUCCAGCUCCAUCCUUCCCUGGGGAGCCAGAGGGGGUCCUGCUCCGGCCGCCCUUGGCAGCUCCGUGCCGGUGAAAUGUUAUCCCGGGAGUCUCGGAAGCCUUGGGAUCAGAGCCGGGCUGGGGAUGGUUCUGUUCCCCCACAUUCCCCCUUCCUACCCUGCGGACUUCCCAGCAGGCAGCAUCCCCCCCCCCCCGGAACGCUAAACCUCGGCUGCAAAAUCCCAGGAAAAUCAAAACAGAGGCGUUGCAGGAAUCGCAGUUUUCCUACGGGGUCGUUAUCCCGAAUGCCGGGGAGCCGAGGGUCGCGUCCAUGGAUCCCUUGGGAUGGAUUGAAGUGAAACCACAUGGAGCGAGGGCUGGAAAUCCGUGGAUGUGCCAGGUUUAUUUUAGGACAGUUUGGCUGCAGUGGGAAGGAGGGAGCUGUUGCGAUUCUCCAUAAUUAUCCGUGACUAUCCAGAAAGAGAUAACAAAAUAGAAAGGCGUCACUUGGGAAAAUAUCCAAGGAAAAAGGAAGGGAAAGGAAGGAUGAGGUUGGAGAGAGGAAAGACCUUGCUAAGAGGCACCAUCCCACCUGCAGGAUCUGCUCCCCGCGGACCUUUCCUCCUUAUCCAGCUCAAACCCCAGCUCAUUCCUGGGUGGAUCCGAGGUUUUGCCACCACACCCCCAAAAAUCUCCUCCUCCCUCCUAAUCUCAAAUUCCCACUGCGGAGUCUUAUCACGAAUUCCUCCCUCACGGUGUCGGUGUCGGAGUCCCGCGAAUUCCCGGGCCCCCCUGUUUUAUCCUCACCCCCUCGCCCCGGGGCCGUUUGUAAAUCCUUAUUUAUUUGUUGGAAUUUUACCCUGUGAGAUGGAAUUGUCUCGUGGAGAUCCCGUGUGGGCACCAAUAAAGCUUUGCCAGUCUGGUUUAGAGGAACUGCUCAGGGAAUGUUCUUUCUCCCCUUCCCAAAAAUUCCUCCGGGAAUCCAGGAAAACCCCGGAGCGUUCAGGGCUGGUUACUUCCCCAGUGGGAUUAAAAAGGAAGGAAUGAGCCAUAAAUAAUGGACAGCAUUUCAAGGGCAAAGUAAAACCCCAAAUGAGCUGCAAGUGUCUCGUUCCGCGCCGCCUCCACACGCUGUUCCUCACCCCGGCCUUCCGAGCCCACCAAAACCCGGUUCUCCUGCUUUGGUUUGUUUUGGUGGAAGUUUGGUCCUUGGGCGUGCUAAAAUCCUGGGAAUUUUGGGGAGGGGGGUGUGUUCCACGGGGUCUCAUUUUGCUGGGGACUCAGCAGAGCUGACGGCCCUUGGGAUUUUUCCCGGUGUCUCCCCCUCUCCCGGGAAGCAACGGGAACGUAUCGUUUAUUAAUCAUGAGGGCCUCGCGCUCCGGCACGUUUUGGGAUCCUCCCCACGCCGGGUGGAGGCUCCCGGCUGCCGGAAUCACGGCAAUAACCACUCCUCAAUCCACGG
Molecule: messenger RNA, 4100 nt
Organism: Pseudopodoces humilis (Tibetan ground-tit)
Lineage: Eukaryota; Metazoa; Chordata; Aves; Passeriformes; Paridae
Gene: THBD
Product: thrombomodulin
Cellular component (GO): membrane
Molecular function (GO): transmembrane signaling receptor activity; calcium ion binding
Source: RefSeq, a predicted model, not a curated record